UAUUUUGAUUAAUUCACUCACUGAGGUCACUUUCAAACUAGUUUACUGAACACUUUGUGCCAAAAUGUAUGGAGGAAACUAUAUUCAGGGAACUAUCUUCCCAGCUCCAAAUUUUGAUCCUGUUGUGGAUGCCCAGAUGCUUGAGGGAGCUUUACAAGGAAUAGAUUGUAAUAAAGAUAUGCUGAUUGAUAUUCUAACCCAGCGCUGCAACUCACAAAGACUCAUGAUUGCUGAGGCUUAUAGGAACAUGUAUGACAGGGAUUUGCUUGCAGAUUUGAAAGAUACUCUGUCACAUCACUUCAAGGAAGUUAUGGUUGGGCUCAUGUACCCACCUGCACUUUAUGAUGCCCAUGUGCUAUGGCAUGCUAUGAAGGGAGUUGGCACAGAUGAGAAUUGUCUAAUUGAAGUAUUGGCUUCAAGAUCAAAUGGAGAGAUCUUCCAGAUGAAAGAAGCCUACCUAAUGCAAUAUGACAGUGAUCUUCUUCAAGACAUUUAUUCUGAGACUUCUGGACACUUCAGAGACACAUUAAUGAACCUUGGUCAGGGAAGUAGACAAGAAGGCUAUGCAGAUCCUGCUAUGGCUGCUCAGGAUGCUAUGGUCCUAUGGGAAGCAUGCCAGCAAAAAAGUGGGGAACACAAAAACAUGCUGCAGAUGAUUCUGUGCAACAAAAGCUAUCAGCAAUUGUGGAUGGUUUUUCAGGAGUUUCAGAAUAUCUCUGGACAAGACAUAGUAGAUGCCAUUAUUGAAUGUUAUGAUGGAUACUUUCAGGAACUACUAGUAGCAAUAGUUCAGUGUGUUCGAGACAAAGUGUCCUAUUUUGCUUCUCGGCUUUACAAUGCAAUUCAUGAGUUAGAUUUCCAUAACAAAACGGUUAUAAGGAUUUUGAUUUCCAGAAGUGAAAUAGAUUUGAUGAAUAUAAGGCAACAAUAUAAAGAGAGAUAUGGAAAAACAUUAUUCCAUGAUAUUAAGCAUUUUUCCUCUGGACAUUAUGAGAGAGCUUUACUUGCCAUCUGUGCUGGUGAUACUGAAGAUUAUUAGAACAAAGAAAAUCAUUUUGGAAAUGGAGAUGAUGCUAUAUGAUGCAUUUAUUUUGGUAACAGAGAUCUCAUAUAAUUUCCAGUACGAUCAUCCAAUGCCUUACCUUUUCUAAGAUACAUAAUUUAAACACAGAUUUCCAAUCAACAGCAUAUUUAGCUCCUUUUUAUCAUUUCAGAUUUCAUUUGCUUCAUAUCUACUAGUGUCAUCUCACCCAAAGCACACCUCUAAAAUUAUAUAUUUGAAAAUAAGCACUUUGAUGUUACAGGAGUUCUCUGAGUGUAAGCAUUUCAGAAAGCAGAAAUCUAACCUGUACAAUUAUUAGGUUUCAUAAUUAUAUCAGAAAGUAGAUUUAUUUACAGGAAAUAUAUUAUUGGCAUAGGCAAAGCUUAGCCUCUAUGCAUAUGUGCCUGGAAAGAAAGGCAGAAGGAAGUAAUCUCAGAUUAGUAAUCUAGUAGACAAAGAUCAGACAGAGUGACAAAGUGGAAACACAGAGUAAAUCCUUAACUCUCUGUCUAUACCCUACUGCCCCUUGUGGUCAGUAGGUCAUGAGGCAGGGAAGGGCCAGUGCCAUUGGCUUUGGGUCUCCAAUAUUUUGAAAUCACUGACAUAAUCCUCCAAGUAGAUAUGUUUCCUAUUGUUAGGUUGAUUUAUACAUUCCUAGUUUUUCUUCUUUAGCACAGUUUUGAUGAUGAUGAUAUGAUGAUGAUGAUGAUUUCAUCAAUUCUACUUCAGCAAGCUAUGUACAAGUAUGAUUAAUAUCUAUUUUUAGGAAGCAUUCUAAAUGAAUGGCUAAAUGUAUUCCUAUUAUAUUGCAUGGAUUUAUAUGGAACAUAAGCAUAUGUUAAACUAAGCAUUAAUAUUUACUGGAUCAAUUAAACUUUCAUUUAUAUUA
Candoia aspera is the source of this 1931-nucleotide messenger RNA. It is a transcript of the gene ANXA10, whose product is annotated as annexin A10. Gene Ontology annotation, molecular function: calcium-dependent phospholipid binding; calcium ion binding. The transcript is spliced from 12 exons. The coding region runs from base 65 to 1039 and encodes 324 amino acids. The record is from RefSeq and is a predicted model, not a curated record. Gene Ontology annotation, cellular component: cytoplasm. NCBI's taxonomy places the organism in Eukaryota, Metazoa, Chordata, Lepidosauria, Squamata, Candoiidae.